AUGUUUGCCUCUCGGCUUCUACAAGACUUGAAGAAACUGCUUUACUUGAAAUUGGAGCUCACAUGGAACCUUUUCGUUGGAAAGCUAACACUUUACAAAGACGUCUUCCCUCCGGCAUUAGCGCCGUUGCUCUCCUUCAUUGGAAUACCAUGGAAAAGGUUGUACCGUUCCCAUUGUUUGAGCUGCAAGGCAAGUGGAUCGGGUCGGAUUAAGCUUCCUUCUAAGGAAGAUAUGAUGGAAGAUAUCAAAUCUUUCUAUGCAACACUUGAAGCUCAAGGGGUCUCAAAACGAUAUACUCAUCAAAUGGGAAUUACUCAAUUUGAGUACAAUGAUUGGUUGGCUUCACAAUGCGGAUGCUCAGGAACAGAGGAGUGGAGGAAAGAGAUGUAUUUGGCGACUGGUGUGAGGAAGAGAGCGCAUCCAGAGACGUAUAGAGACGAAUGGGAAGAUCAUCACUUGGUUUCUCAAGUUUACCAAGAUUUCUCUUUGUAUGUAUCAAAAGAUGAGAUUUUAUAA
Molecule: messenger RNA, 516 nt
Organism: Microthlaspi erraticum
Lineage: Eukaryota; Viridiplantae; Streptophyta; Magnoliopsida; Brassicales; Brassicaceae
Source: the annotation of a GenBank genome assembly